UGUCAAGUUAACCAAUAUGACUCGAUAAAGGAGUUACACAUGGUUUCUUAAAUUUUUGGGACUUAGAUGCUUGUCGUUUCAUUCACAUUUAAUAAUGAGUCAGAUGUAUGCUGAUGUUUUGUCAGAUACUCCACCAAACCAAGCCCCAUUGGAGUGGUCGAUCAGAAUGAAAAUCGCAUUACAUGCUGCCAAAGGUUUGGAGUAUUUACACGAAAAAGCCAACUCGCCUGUCAUCUACCGCGACUUGAAGUCUUCAAACAUUCUAAUAGAUGAGGAAUACAAUGCCAAGCUCUCUGAUUUUGGGUUAGCCAAGCUUGGGCCUAUGGGGGGCAAAAGUCAUGUAUCUACGAGAGUAAUGGGGACGUAUGGUUAUUGUGCCCCUGAAUACCAAAGAACAGGUCAGUUAACUGUCAAAUCUGAUGUUUAUACUUUUGGAGUUGUGUUGCUUGAGCUCAUCACAGGAAAGAGAGCCAUCUUUACAACCAAAUGUGGCAAUGAUCAAAUGCUGGUCAAAUGGGCUGAGCCGAUCUCCCAAGAUCCAAGUAGGCAUUCUGAAUUGGCUGAUCCGAAUCUUAAAGGGAACUUUCCAAAGAAAGGGUUAUCCCAAGCAAUUGCAGUGGCAGUAAUGUGCCUGAAUGAAGAUCCAGCCUUAAGGCCAAUGAUGAGUGAUGUGGUCACUGCUCUUAGCUAUCUUUGGGUUGAACCAGUUGAGUUGGGUUUAGAUUCUUCACCAACUCUCUGCAUACAGUAAUACCCUGGGUUGCCUUAUCCUUUAACAUAGCUUGGUGCAUCACAAGCAUUGGCUUGAUGUUUUUUCAAUCACCUUUUUCCCAUAAGAUUCUAAAUUCAUAUCCUCGGGGUAAAGUGCAAUGUAAAAACCCCGAUUCGAUAAAUUAUUGACGACAAAAGCAUAGAAGCAUACAAAAAGUUUUACAAGAUAUCCACCAUAUUGUUUGAGCGACCAACUUGUCAGUAUAACCAGGACGAGUCGUAUGUUGGAACGAGAAUGUUAACUGAACUAGUGAAUGAGGUCAUCUCAUAUUGUUCAUGAUGUUUUCUUCUUGUGAUGCUUCUUACCAG
This is a messenger RNA of Cuscuta europaea, 1080 nucleotides long. NCBI's taxonomy places the organism in Eukaryota, Viridiplantae, Streptophyta, Magnoliopsida, Solanales, Convolvulaceae. The record is from the annotation of a GenBank genome assembly.